AUGAGACUCUCCACCCUUACGGCCAUCCUCUCCUGCGCCGCCGUUGCGAACGCAGCCGCAAUCACCAACGAGACAACACCCGAGCCGACCAUUCCCAAUGUUGUUCAGUCUACCUGGGACGGGAAGUGCUUCUACCCGACACCGGACGCAGCCUUCGACCUGGAGGCCUACCUCGGGCGCUGGUACCAGGUCGCCGGCACCGUUGCGCCCUUCACCGCCGGUUGCAAGUGCAUAUUUGCGCAAUACUCUCUGAAUGACAAUGGCACCGUCAAGGUGAACAACACCUGCGAGGCCGGGGGUCGCGCCAUCAACAUCCUCGGCACCGCUGCGCCCGCCGACCCGUCGUACGGAGCCAAGGGCGUUCUUCGCGUCCAGUUCCCCGGCCAGCCCGGACCCUCCUGCGCCGGCCCCAACUACGUCGUCCAGGACUACACCCCGGACUUUGCGCUCGUGCAGUCCAACAACUUCACGACCCUGUUCGUGCUCAGUCGCCAGCAGAACCCGGAGGAGGCCGUCCUUGAUGCCUGGAUCGCGCGCGCCGGCCAGCUAGGCUCGAACCUCGUCGACGUUGUCAAGACGGACCAGACCGACUGCAAGUUUGCCUGA
Colletotrichum spaethianum is the source of this 606-nucleotide messenger RNA. Its product is annotated as apolipoprotein D. The transcript is spliced from 4 exons. Lineage: Eukaryota; Fungi; Ascomycota; Sordariomycetes; Glomerellales; Glomerellaceae. The record is from RefSeq and is a predicted model, not a curated record. The coding region runs from base 1 to 606 and encodes 201 amino acids.